Messenger RNA from Durusdinium trenchii, 2123 nucleotides. The record is from the annotation of a GenBank genome assembly. NCBI's taxonomy places the organism in Eukaryota, Dinophyceae, Suessiales, Symbiodiniaceae.
CAGGAAUCCUUCGAGUGUGGCACCUGAACAUGUCGAAGUGGCUCUACAGGACAGUGAGAAGCCACGCGAGAAAUCUUUGGCUGAGACCACCAAUGAGCACACACAAAAGUCAGAGGAGGAAGAGAAAAAGGGAGCACUAACCGUCUUUGUUUGCUCUCAAGAAUUUGAGAUAGCAUGUGGAUGCGCGAUCUUCUACAGCGUGGUUGUGAUUUGUUUGCAGACCGACGCAGUGGAUGCGCCAUUUUUCAUCCAGUUUUCAGAGAGCUCUGUCACUGCCUUCUUUUUAUUCGAGUGGUGCUUGCGUGUGAUUGCCUUUGGGUGGAAAUGGUUCAAGGAGUUCGGACCUUGGCUGGACACCUUCAUUGUGUGGUGUCCUGGAGUCAUCGUUGUGUGGGUCAUGCAGCCAAUGCAGGUUGACCCAUCGAUGAGUGAUCCCUUCAAAUUUUUUCGCAUUGCUCGCAUGCUUCGAUUUGUUCAGCUGGUCAAGACCUUCAAACACGUGUCUUACUUCGAAGACCUGUGGAAACUUGUGCGUGGUCUGGUGAGCAGUGGCGGUACUCUUUUUGCAGCCAUGAGCCUCAUUGUCUUCAACCUCUACGUUUUUGCAAUAUUUUGCUGUGAGUUGAUUGGAUUCCAGCAGUUCAGCUCCGAAGCUUCAGAUGAUGCAAAAGACGCACAAGAACGCUUCAAAGGCAUCUCUUCAUCGAUGCUGACCUUGACGAGAUUCAUGCAUGGAGAUGACUCCCAAGCAAUAAUGGAUGCCCUCGUCGAGGAGCUCCCCUACAUAUGGAUUUUCCUAUGGCUGUUUACGGCGCUCUCAUCCUUUGUUCUGUUGAAUUUGGUGACAGCCGUCAUUGUCCAGCAAGCCAUGGACAUGUCCAAAGGUGAUGAGCAAGAGAUGGCACUCGUGCGGAAAAGGGAGCAGGAACGAGAGAUGAAAGAGCUGGAAGAGAUGUUCCGGGACAUUGAUGAAGAUGGAAGUGGCAUUGUGAGUCUGGCAGAAUUUGAGGAGGCGUUUAAAGAUUCAGCAAUAUGUGACAAGUUUCUGAUGCUUGGGUUGAAGAAAGAGCAAGCGAUGGAGCUCUUUGCCUUGCUGGACACGGGCGGAGAGGGAGAAUUGGACCUUGACGAGUUCAUGCAAGGUAUGAGCCAGCUGAAAGGAGUCGCAAAGAACAAGGACUUGGUAAUGCUUGUGAAAGGCAUCGAGCGCCUUGGUAAAGGAAUCACAAGGAUGGGUCACAGCAUGGGUGUGAGUGGUCUUCAAGAUGAUGCACAGGACAGCCCUGAGAAGCUGAAGGAUCGAGUGGUGAAUCUUCGCAACAAGCUGCGGGAGCGUUUGCAGAAGACUGAGGAUGGGCUGCAGCGCUUUUCAGCCAGGAUGGACAAGAUGGCCGCUCAAGCUGAGGUUGCAAUCAAGCGAAUUAAGUCAGGUGGUGCCCCUCCAAGUCGCAAGGAUGACUUUGCUCGCAGCAAGACGAAAAGCAGAGACCACCUUGCCAUAGAAAAGAAGGCAAAGAGCGAAGACAGGAAAGAACGAGCAAAGGACAAAGAAGGCAAAGAGGGAAGGGACAGAGAAGCGAAAGAGGGCAAAGAAAGAGAAGCUGCAGCAAAAGAGGGAAGAGAAAGAGAAAGCAAAGAGGGCAGGGAGAGAGAAGGAAAAGAGGGGAGGGAAAAGGAAACAAAAGAAGGAAGGGAACCGGACACGAAGGAGGGGAGGGAGCAGAAGGAAUCGAAAGAGCGAAAGGAGCCUCGCGAAAAAAGAGAGAAGAAAGAACAUAAGGAGCGACGCAAAAAGAAACCAGAUGACGUGGAGGACGCUGAGGAGGUUGCUGAAUCUGGAUGAAUUGGAAAAAGGAAAAACUCUGAAUGAAUCUGAGGUGGUACAGUCGCGACCUUCACGAGUAGCUUUCAGCAGGGCAAGACGCAAGACUUUACAAUGGGUCUGAAAAGACUCCAUUUCAAAUCCAUUCAAAGUCCUCAUUAACAAACUUAAUGAACUUCUUUGCUCGGCAUGUUGCGCUGGUUGCUCAAUCGGCAGCGCAGCGUAGUGCUGAAGCAGGUGAGUGCCUGAGUGCACCACGAACACAUAGGCAGUCUUGAGCCGCUUGUGCUUUCGGUCAGUG